ACAUUGAAUUUAAGAGUCAUAAUACAUCACAUAGAAUUUGAAAUAUGUCUGAAAAUCAAAUUAAGGCUGAACAAAUCAAGACAGUAGCAUCCUCCUGCGACUUGUAUGAUCAAUUUUUUUUGAAUAAAAGAUCAAUAAUUUUGUCUUUAAAAUGUCACAAAUAAUAUAAUAAUAUGACAUUUUAAAUAGCAAAAUGCUGCAGCAGGUUUUUCACAGUUUAAAAGUUGCAUCCAGUGACAGGAAACUCAAGAUCCAAACCCUGGAUUUUUCAGGAUUUCUUAGUUAAAUCCUGGAUGUGGAGUUAAGAUUAUUUUGUCAAACCAUUUAUUCUGCUAUUAACUCUCUGAAGUCCAGGUGCAUUCUGGGUAAUUUGUUUCUGCCAAUUCUCUAUUCAUUUAAUCUUUGUUUAGCACCUUUUAAACUACUCUUAACCCAGACGCAUGGUCUUCUUUAUUUUCAAACAUAAAUCUGAUUUAUAGGCUAAUUUCAUCAGUUUAAUAAAGUAUAAAGCAAAAACACUCAAUAUAUUAUUAUAGAGCCAUUAAAGGUUAAAAAAAUCUAUUCUUUCAUGAUUUAUACUCACAAACACAGCAGGGAAAUGGUAAGAAAUAUAAGUAUAAUGCAGUCUUUUUGCUGUAAAGUAGGAUUGAUCAGUUAGUUAGAGACUGUAAUACAACACUUCCUGUUUGUGUUUGCUUCAUUUUUAUACGGCAGAUGUAUAAAAAUGUAUUUAAAAAUUUGACUUUCCUUGUUUGGGUUCAAAGUUGACGUUUCAUCGUUUUCUGUUUUUCUUUCACAGAACGAUAAAGUUCUGUGAUUCUAAAUAAAAAUGACUCGAUGUUUUCAGCCUCUCAGAAGCAAAAAAAAAAACCACAUUAAAGUUGUGUUGUUGUUUUUAACGCUAACAGUAAUUUAAUGUCGUUAAAUGAUUAUUAUUAUUAUUAGAGGCUGUAAAAUGUGAGCAGAGUGAGACGUCUGUCUCCUCCUCCUCCUCUCUGACAGCAGCUCCAGGGCGGAGGGAGGAGAAAGAGGAGGGGAGGAGGAGGAGGGGAGGUGCGGACUGUCACCGGACGGGGACUGAACGAAAAGGCACAAACCGGAGAGUUGAAUUUUUCCUCCUCGGCUGGGCGGUGGGAGGGAGGCGGUGGACGGUGUUUAAGGGAGGAUAAGCUGAGAUUGAAGCCGCCGCGGGGGACCAGGAGCUCGGUCUGCUGCCGCUGUCGGUGUGACCGCCCCCCCCUGCUCCAGACAGCAUCAACAUGGAGCUGGAGAACAUCGUGGCCAACACGGUGCUGCUGAAAGCACGGGAAGGAGGUGGUGGAAACAGAAAAGGAAAAAGCAAGAAAUGGAAGCAGAUGCUGCAGUUCCCCCACAUAAGUUUGUGUGAAGAGCUGCGCCAAACCACAGAGAAGGACUACAGCAGCCUCUGUGAGCGGCAACCGAUCGGACGGUUACUGUUCAGACAGUUCUGUGAGACCCGACCCGAACUGAGGCGCUGCGUCAAGUUCCUGGAUGCUGUGGCGGAGUAUGAGGUGACUCCAGAUGAGAAGAGGAAGGAGUGCGGUCAGGAGCUCAUCGACAAAUACUUCAACCCAAAGUCGGAAGACCAUGUGCCUGAGGUGGAGGACGUCAUGAUGGCUCAGUGCACCGAGAGGCUGCAGCAGGAGGCCUGCAAAGAGCUCUUCAAGGACUGUACCAAAUUGAUCCACGACUACCUGAGUGUAGCGCCCUUCGCAGACUACCUCGACAGCAUGUACUACAACAGGUUCCUCCAGUGGAAAUGGCUGGAGAGGCAACCGGUGACGAAAAAUACAUUCAGACAGUACAGAGUUUUAGGGAAAGGAGGCUUCGGAGAGGUGUGUGCGUGUCAGGUACGGGCCACAGGAAAAAUGUACGCCUGCAAGAAGCUGGAGAAGAAGAGGAUAAAGAAGAGGAAAGGAGAGUCAAUGGCACUCAACGAGAAACAGAUCCUGGAGAAAGUCAACAGCAGAUUUGUAGUGAGUUUAGCGUACGCCUACGAGACGAAGGAUGCUCUGUGCCUCGUGUUGACCCUCAUGAACGGAGGAGACCUGAAGUUUCACAUCUAUCACAUGGGCGAGGCGGGUUUCGACGAGACGAGAGCCGUCUUCUACUCCGCGGAGAUCUGCUGUGGGCUGGAGGACCUGCACCGAGAACGCAUCGUCUACCGAGACCUCAAACCAGAGAACAUCCUGCUGGAUGAUCACGGCCACAUCAGGAUAUCAGAUCUGGGUCUAGCAGUUCAUGUGCCAGAGGGACAGACCAUCAAAGGACGAGUGGGAACAGUAGGAUACAUGGCUCCAGAGGUGGUGAAAAACGAGCGCUACACCUUCAGCCCAGACUGGUGGGCGCUGGGCUGCCUGCUGUACGAGAUGAUCGAAGGCCAGUCGCCCUUCCAGCAGAGGAAGAAGAAGAUCAAGAGGGAGGAAGUGGAGCGGCUGGUGAGGGAGGUGGAGGAGGAAUAUUCCAGCAAGUUCUCCGAGGACGCCAAGUCCCUCUGCAAAAUGUUGCUGGCCAAAGAUCCCACAGAGAGGCUGGGCUGUCAGGGGGGUGGAGCCUCUGAGGUCAAAGCCCAUCCCAUCUUCCGCUCCAUUAACUUCAAACGGCUGGAGGCCGGCAUGCUGCAGGUGCCCUUCAUCCCUGACCAGGCCAUCUACUGUAAAGACGUGCUGGACAUCGAGCAAUUCUCCACAGUGAAAGGUGUCGAGCUGGAGCCAAAAGACGAGUCUUUCUACAGCAAAGUGUCCACGGGCAGUGUUUCUAUUCCCUGGCAAAAUGAGAUGAUCGAGACAGAGUGUUUCGCAGAGCUGAACAUAUUCUACCAGGACGGAGCAGUUCCCCCUGACCUGGACUGGAGAGGGCAGCCGUCUCCUCCGCCCAAACAGGGACUCCUGCAGCGGCUGUUUGGCAGACAGGAGUGCUGUGGUAACUGCAGUGAUAGUGAUGAGGAGCCCACCAGGCUGUGACACACACACACACACACACACACACACACACACACACACACACAGGAUCUUAUUUGUUUACAACUUUUGCACAUUUGUAUUUUUAAGAUAGUACUAUCUCUGUCAGAAUGUAUAUUUUCAGCAUAGCCAUAAUGUUUAAUGUUAUUUAAAAAGAGUGAAUCGAUGCGUUCCAAAACCAGGAGACAGGGACAGAAGAUUUUUUUUUCUUUUUUUGCUUUUGUUUGUUUUUAUUUUUUUAUUUUUUUAUUUUUUUUGUCCAGGGAAGGCUUUGUUGCUUUCACAUUCGUCCACUUACACAUUUCCAUGUUAGUGAACCGGGAGUUGCUGCUGCUGCUGCUGCUCCAACUGGAACAAUCGCCUGCUGUAAAAGUGCCUUGCUUGAGGGCACCGUGACAGUGGUUUUUAACGAAGGGAGGACUGAGGAUGAUUCCUCAAUCUCUUUACAUUUUCCCCCACUUUGUCCUGGGGAGAAAUCAAACCAGUGACUUUCAGCUCAUGAACUAUGACCACUCAAUUUCUUCUGCCCUCCACUCUGCUGUGACAAAACCUCACUGCAUUUUCAGCUCUAUUUUACUUCUAUUCUAAUUCCAUUUUCUUUUUCUUUGCUUGGACAUUAUGGUUUUGAACUAGUGACAUCAGAGCCAUGAAGUCUACAUCUGCAGAUAUUUUUAUAUCAACCUUGUUUUGGGGUUUUUUUUCACUAUUGAUUUCUUGAGACAAUCGACUCGUGUCAGUGUGGCAUCAGUUACUCUCAUCAGUUCAGUGCUUCAGAGUAGACGUCUUUACGAGUACAAAAAUUUGAACCCAGAGACUCGGAAAGGUACUGAACCCGAACUGGAAUUGUCUAGUACUUUAAAGCUAGAACCUGAACCCACACAGAACUAAGAAAUGUCAGCCAGGAGACAAAGACCCAAUUGGCACCGAAUUGGGUCCUUUAAUUUUCAAAACUAAAUAAAUAAAGUUUGCAGCUAUAAAGUUAAAGCUUUCUCCUGUCCCUGGCCAUGCUUGGCAAAUCUACUCGUUAUUUCAGAUUAAACACAUUUGUCACGGUGACGGGCGACAAAUGCAAUUUAGUUAGAAUCGGCAUUGUUGAAUUGAGCAAAAUAAUAACUUUAUCCUUUUCCGAUUGCCUGUUCAUUUACCAGGGACACUUCAUCAUGUCUGGGUCUUCUCAGAUCCAUGCUGGUAUUACGCAUUAUGUUAACGAGACCCAGGACCUGUGGCAAUAGAACAGAACCCAACCUUGGACCUGUUUGACCGUAGGAAACCAUUGCAUCGGUACCCCAAUAAGGUCUUGUAUUCUACGGUUUUCAGGGGACCCAUGAAGACCUUUAGGUGCAGUGCCCGUCAAGCUGGAGCAUGACCUUGUGAAAAGGAGUAAUACUUUGCGAGGAGCUGAUCACUCCUGCUCCAUGGUGGUUAACAAAACAAGAACAAACUCCAAAGUUUUGCCCGUUCAGAUGUUUCUGAAGUCACUGCAAUGACAACGAGAGUAACUGAAGCUUUCGGGUCAAACCCUGCGUCACACAAAGACUGAAGCUGGUCUGUUCGUCACUUCAGUGAAAUGCCUCAGCUGGUACUGUUGCAGUCAAUGGCUUCCUCAAAGAAUAUGGCCAUUUUAAGCUAUUAAAAUGAAAUACCUCUGAAUGUACAAAUGGCUGUCAUGUUAUUUCUGUAGACUGAUGUUUGGGAAGACGCCAAAGUCUCAUCAAGUUGUAACAUCUGUCUUGUCCAGGCUGAGUUUCUUGUUCCUGCUGUCAGUUCUUCAUCUUUGGACACAACAACCGUGAAUUCAUUAAAGUGCGUAAUUCUCCUUUAACUGUCCCACAGCGAAUUAAUGUCAUCCGUCCAUCCAAUCCUCUGAAAGGAACUGAACAUCCUACAGCACCAGGGCAUGUCAUAAAAUGUCUCAUUGUGAUUAUUGCGAUGUAAAACAAGAAAAACAACACAUUCUCACAUUUGAGAAGCUGAAAAGCUCAAACUGAUUCCCCACAGCCCAGUGUGACGUCCUCAAAUGUCAUGUUAUUUUGUCCAAGUAACAGUCAAAAAUCCAAAGAUGGUCGGUUUACGUAUGACAAGACAAACAAGUUCUCAGAUUUGAGAAGCUGGAACUAACAGGUGUUUGGCGUUUUUGCUUUUAAAACUGUACUAAGGCGAUUACUCGUUCACAAAAUAGUUACUGAUAAAUUUUUUCUCAUUCAACUGAUUGACUUUUGUUGCAGCUCUAACUCCACCUGUGUUGGAAAACAGGACUUACCCUUUAAGACAUUUGCUUCAUAAUUGGUUUGUUUUUAAAAAUAAUCAACCGACUUGUCUGUUUUUUGGGGGGUUUUAUCUUAAAUGAAUUAUUGUCAGAAGUGGCCUUUUGAUGAGCACUUGCAUUGAUGGAUUUAUUGUUCGGGUUUCUUUGUAUAGUCUUUCAGUCUGCCAGUUUCUUAUCUGCUUCAUGUUCAGCUCUUGACUUUUUUUUUUUGUUGUUGUUGUUGUUUUGUUGUUUUUUUUUUAAUCAAAUCUAAACCAAACCAGUUUAUCCAUGAAUAAGAUCAAAGAUGACAAAUUCCUUCCCAUCCAAGGUGCCUUUUGGUGUUUGAAGGUACUACUCCAGCCUCUUUUUAUACAUACUGUACAUGUUUGUUCAUGCUAACCCUGCUGCUGCAUUUCACUUCCUGUCUGUGGUACCCUGCAUGUUCAUCAUCAGAGCCGUCACGGUGGACGUAGAGUGUCUUAGUGGGGAAACAAAAAACAAGGACGAUGAGACUGAAAGAAAGAAUCCCCCCUACCCGUAAAGACUGUCGACUCUCCCGCCCUCGACCUCUGAACUCUGGACUCUCUGCAGCCAUUUUAUAAAGACUGAGAGGUCGACGGGGAGUCGGAGGACCUGGAUGUUUAAGUCAGGACUCAACUGCUGUGCUGUGUCUCUCUGCUGUCAGAUAACCUCUGUCCUCUGUUUCCUUUGUGUGGAGGAUGCACCAAUAUUAGCCUUAAAGGAUUAAUCCAGUUUAUUGCAACUUGGGUCUUAUUUUUUUUGGCUUUGUCAAUUAUUCGUAUCAAUAAUAUUUGCAAAGUCAAUUUGUCAUUGCUAAAAAGAAAUCAGAGGGGUGAGUAAACAAGCAGACAGAUGAUUGGAUGGUUUAAAAAGGCACUGAUGCAGCAUUUUCCUGGUCAUUUCACAUGAUUUUUCCUUUGAUCUCCUCAGUAGAUUUAAGUAGGCAAGGCUCAGUUGGAAAAAGGUGAUGUCGCACUUUCAUACACCAAUCAGGAAACAGCAAUAUUUGAACUUCGUUAACUUACAAAAAACAGAAAAGUCCACAGGGUUCUUUUAAACUUUGACUGUCACUUACUCAGUCAUGAAUAUUUAAUGUUACAGAAAAGAGGCUUUAAACAAACAGCCAGGUUAGCCAGACUUAUUUUCCUGCUAUUUUCCAACUGUAGUCAGACUCUAGAACAAGGACUUGAGUGGAAGCCACAGUCACCAAAAUAAAACAACUCCAAAUUCAGAUUCAAAUGAUGAACUUUUCACCAUAAUAUUUUCAAUCAAUAUAUAAAUGAAUACAUUAAUAGUUUCCUGUCAUCCACACUGCGUAUCACCUGUUUUCCUUCCUGUGGCCUCACAGAUUCAUUAUUAAAGUGCUAUUUCCAGCUUUUCCUUAUUAAAACAUUUUUAUAAAAUAUUUAAAGAUGAUUAAUUAUGUUUUUUACGCCAUCUGCCCUGUUUUAAUCAAGACGAGGGAGGCUGUGGCUGCCUCCAAGUGAGGAGUUAGUGAUAUGUCAAAUAAGCAUAAAUUAUUUUUGUAUAAAUGCUCCCACAGCUUAGUGAUGUGAGCUGCUGAAAGACUGUUUCAAUCAACCACGACUGCUUGUGUUUCUUAACUUUCCAAAUAAAAGACCCAAAUAGUAACAAACCAGAAUUAUCCUGUAAGGCAAAAACUGUUUAAAUUGGUAGAACAUUUAAAUAGAAAUAAGUAUUUAUCCUGUAGGACUAAAAUCUUGAUUUAAAUGUGUCUAAAAUUAAAGCAAACUUAGCAGGAUGUUAUGUUUUUCCAAACACAGGAAUGACAUUGAGUCUCUUUAUCAGUUUUCUAAAUAUAGAAAUUUAUUUUCCAUGUUCAUUUAAAUCUUCUUUUUUUCCUUGUGUCUUUUUUUCCAGUUGUGCUUCAGUGUCACCUGAUUAUCUGAAGUGAAACCAAGAAAGUUGUGUUGGUGCAUCUCUCAUGUACAUUCCAGUUUGGAUUCUAUGUUGUAAAGAAAGGCUCCUUUAUUUAAUUUUUAUUUUUAUUUUAGCAAUAAUGUUUUAUAGGUUUAAAAAUUGAUGUCACCUGCUGAGAACUUAGAGCUGUGUUUGUGUGGAUCAUGUUUUUUUCUGUUGCCAGUGUUGUUUUUCUGAGCCCAGCUUGUAAAACACUGUGAGAACAGAGGGAAAGCUUCUGUUUUGUAACAUAAACUCCACCAGGAGGAAAUAACAUCUAACAACUGAUCGAUCGGACAGUUAUCAACAUUAUCGAAACACUUCAUGUUUACCUUUAAUACAUCAAACGCUGACGGGUUUAAAUGAUCUAUGUGAAAGAAUGAGAAAACCAGAGGAAAUACUUGUAAUGUCAUGUUGAACUUGUUUUUCUUUUCAUUGUUUCUGCUUGUACAUGUUCAAGGAUUCAGGGAGUACAGCUCUGAAUGUGUCCAGGUUUGUUUAACUGCUUUAGAAACAGCUUUUGUUUUUACUCUGUUUAAUAGACCAUUCAUUAAUCCUGAGAGCCUUACACUGAGGAAACAGCCUCUAUUAAUAAACAGACUGCCACCAUUCA
Molecule: messenger RNA, 7783 nt
Organism: Lates calcarifer (barramundi perch)
Lineage: Eukaryota; Metazoa; Chordata; Actinopteri; Centropomidae
Gene: grk6
Product: G protein-coupled receptor kinase 6
Exons: 16
Coding region: 1260-2984 (574 amino acids)
Biological process (GO): regulation of signal transduction; signal transduction; protein phosphorylation
Cellular component (GO): cytoplasm; plasma membrane
Molecular function (GO): G protein-coupled receptor kinase activity; ATP binding
Source: RefSeq, a predicted model, not a curated record